Gavia stellata (red-throated loon) is the source of this 1590-nucleotide messenger RNA. RefSeq names its product cysteine and serine rich nuclear protein 2 (gene CSRNP2). NCBI's taxonomy places the organism in Eukaryota, Metazoa, Chordata, Aves, Gaviiformes, Gaviidae. Gene Ontology annotation, biological process: regulation of transcription by RNA polymerase II. Gene Ontology annotation, molecular function: sequence-specific DNA binding; DNA-binding transcription factor activity, RNA polymerase II-specific. Gene Ontology annotation, cellular component: nucleus. The coding region runs from base 1 to 1590 and encodes 529 amino acids. The transcript has 4 exons. The record is from RefSeq and is a predicted model, not a curated record.
AUGGAUGCGAUCGCGAGCGCCGGCCUCAAGAGGAAGUUUGAGGAUGCGGACGUGGGCUCGCCGGGCUCCAACUCGGACGACGAGAUCUCCAACAGUGACAGCGCCGAUAGCUGCGACAGCGUCAACCCCUCCAGCUCCACCGGCUUCAUACCCACCUCCAUCCUGAAGCGACAGAAGCAGCUUCGCAGGAAGAAUGUCCGCUUCGACCAAGUGACCGUCUACUACUUCGCCCGACGCCAGGGCUUCACCAGCGUCCCCAGCCAGGGCGGCAGCUCCCUGGGCAUGGCCCAACGCCACAACUCCGUCCGCCGCUACACGCUCUGCGAGUUCGCCCAGGAGCAGGAGGUUAAUCACCGGGAGAUCCUACGGGAGCACCUCAAGGAAGAGAAACUCCAUGCCAAGAAAAUGAAGCUCACCAAGAACGGCACGGUGGAGUCGGAGGAGGCGGACGGCCUGACGCUGGAGGACGUCUCGGACGACGACAUCGACGUGGAGAACGUGGAGGUGGAUGACUAUUUCUUCCUGCAGCCGCUGCCCACCAAACGCCGCCGAGCUCUGCUGCGAGCCUCUGGUGUUCACCGCAUCGACGCCGAGGAGAAGCAGGAGCUGCGGGCCAUCCGCCUGUCCCGGGAGGAGUGCGGCUGCGACUGCCGCCUCUACUGCGACCCGGAGGCCUGUGCCUGCAGCCAGGCGGGGAUUAAAUGCCAGGUGGAUCGCAUGUCCUUCCCCUGCGGCUGCUCCCGGGACGGUUGCGGUAACAUGGCCGGUCGGAUCGAAUUCAAUCCCAUCCGGGUGCGGACUCACUACCUCCACACCAUCAUGAAGCUGGAGCUGGAGAACAAGCGUCAGGGCGGGCGGCCACCGGCGCCGGAGGAGGAGGCGGCCGCCGCCGCUGCUCACAGCUCCACCGGCGACUGGCUGGGGCCGCAGCCGGCUGAAACGCAGGACUUCCAGGAGUUUAUGGCGGAGAACGAGACGGCCGUCAUGCACCUGCAAACAGCAGAGGAGUUGGAGAGGCUGAAGGCUGAGGAAGACUCCAGCAACAGCUCUGGCGUGGAGAGCUUGGGCGUUUGCAUCCUGGAGGAGCCCCUGGCUGUGCCAGAGGGUUUGUGCCCGGGUCUCGCCGCUCCCAUCCUCAUCCAAGCCCAGUUACCGCCGGGCUCGUCCGUCCUCUGCUUCGCCGACGGCGCGGAGCAGGCGGCCUCGGCGGUGGGCGACCAGCCCUACUUGAACGAUGGGCCUGUGGUCUACUACCAGGUGGAGCAGAGGCCGGUGCUGGGCGCCAAGGGCGAGAGCAGCCCGGCGGAGCCGCCGGCACCAUCCUCCUGCCCGGGCGAGAAGGACCUCGGCGUCCUCCCCGUCCCCGUGGUGACUUGCAGCCGAGCCGCCACUGCUGCGAGCAAGGGGGAAGCAUCCAAAAAUCCUCCCUCGUCCCCGGAGGCUGCGCCGUCCUCCGAGGGCUGCCAAGCGGCGGCUGCUCCCCGCUGCCCGCACUCCCCGUCCCCCGUGCCACCGGAGCAAGCUCCGGAGCGGGCGCGUGAGCCGCCCUCCGCCGAGGAGCACUCGCUGGGGCCCGUCCUGCCCGUGUGA